AUUAUUGGCUGAUAAGUCAUGCCUGGUCUUUGUCAAGCUGAUUGGCUUGAGUUUGGAGGAGGGAUCAAGUUACUAUAAAAGAUGAAGUGACGUGCGUCCUAAAGUUCAGCUGGUCAAAGUCAUAACGAACUUCUCCACUCGUUCUUACUUAAAAUGAAAAAAAUAAAUUAAAAGAUUACGUGACAACGAGAUAUUUGGAGAUUUCCAUCGGAUAAUUCAAUGGUCACAAUGAAAGCACACCCAAUUUAAUGUCAACGUGAGGACUUUUUUUGCAACUUGCAAUCAUAAACCUCUUCCGAUUGUUGUGAACAUGACUUGUGCAAAUGUGAUGUCGAGAUUGGGCAGCCCUGCUAUGCCCGUCUCUGUGUUGUCUGUGGAUUUGGCCAUAGGCUUCAGGUGCAGAAUCUCCCCUACCUUCAACCACCUGCUAAGGGUGUCCUCUCCCAAACCUCUGCGGCCCUGUAUCACCCGUCACCCAGCAUUAGAGUACAGCCAUUCUCCAUCAACAGCCCUUCUAUCAACAACCAAGACCAGCCGCAGGAGUAAACGCGUCGCGUUUGCCGACUCCAAAGGGCUUUCUCUCAUCACAGUCCGUCUGUUCUCCGAGAAAGAAGAGACAAUCCCAUGCGAACCCUUGAAAAUCCCACGGAUGAAGAAGCUAAACCGUGAUAAAGAGACGCCGAGGUUGCGUCUGGGGUUUGACCAGCCUUGCGUCGAUUUCCAGGCGUUCAGAAGUCGCAUGCAAGAAAACAUGGUGCUUUUAGAGAGCUGUAAGGUCACCAACCGCUCCGUCAUGGGCACCGUGCGCGUCAGGAAUAUCUCCUUUGAGAAAACUGUUCAUAUUCGAAUUACUUUCGACACUUGGCGCAGUUACCUGGACGUGCCGUGUACUUUCCUGGAUCAGUGUUAUGGUGAGCCUGGAACAGAUGUGUUCGAGUUUAACAUCGCCGUUCCUGAACAAAUAAACCCCCGAGGACGGGUUGAAUUCUGCGUGUCAUACUUGGCCGGUGGAUUUAGUGAUGCUGUGUGGGACAAUAAUUAUGCCAAAAACUAUUGUAUUCUUGUUUGUGACGCAUAAGUAUUGUUACGGUCUUCAACGUACAGCUAUGCACAUUUUCUGUGCAUAAACCCAUCAGGGUGAUUUAACUUUGCACUUUGUUAAAAGCUUGCUGACCUGAUUGGCACAAAGAACUUAUUUGAAGUGUCCUGAUCACUAGGAGGCUUCUUUGAGUAUUUUCCCACAAUGUUUUUAAGAAAUUAUUUUAAGAACUUUGCAUUUGCUUAU
Messenger RNA from Xyrauchen texanus (razorback sucker), 1285 nucleotides. RefSeq names its product protein phosphatase 1 regulatory subunit 3C2, duplicate b (gene ppp1r3c2b). The transcript is spliced from 3 exons. Gene Ontology annotation, molecular function: protein phosphatase 1 binding; glycogen binding. Gene Ontology annotation, biological process: regulation of glycogen biosynthetic process. Gene Ontology annotation, cellular component: protein phosphatase type 1 complex. Bases 311 to 1078 code for a protein of 255 amino acids. The record is from RefSeq and is a predicted model, not a curated record. Lineage: Eukaryota; Metazoa; Chordata; Actinopteri; Cypriniformes; Catostomidae.